GGUGAGAUGGCCAGUCCAAUUCUUUGGCAGAACGAGGAUGCGACAAUCACGCUGAUUGACAUCCCAACCUCUAUCACCACGGCUCAAGGCACCGUUCAACAUCCGUGUCAUGACCGCAUUCUCUCCUCUGAGCCCUUGACGGCCCCCUUUGCUGCCAAUGAGCCGAAAUCAGCACCCGCCAAAGCGAAGCUAAUGACCAAUAGUGUAGACGAAGACUUGCAUGCCGAGUAUGCAGCGUUGCUCAGUACAGCGCUACAAGAAGUGCGGAAUCGUUAUGAAGGUGCAUGGUGUUUGCCGCGGCCUUUCGUGCAGCCACCGUCAAAGAAGCGGAAACGGGAUGCUAACGGCGAAGAACCAGAAUCGACCUGUGUAGAGGCGUUGCUUCCGCACCAGGAGCCGCCUGGGCUGUUGUCACGACUUGCUCGGCCUGUGAGAGGGGACGCUUCGGUGCCACGAGUUCGCCUACAGAGCGGGCAGCGAGACGGUGGUUCGACUGAAACCGCGAGAUCCAUUGAUCUUCCGAGCCUGAUCUCGAGUGCUGAUAGCGAGCCGGCGCAACUGCUCAUUACGACUAAUGACAAAGAAGACACCUUCAGAUACCGCAUCCCACCGACCUCAUCCUUCUACCUAGGUGAUUGCGCAGACUCCAACAGCUUCCGCAACGCAGUCCGCCAGCAUUCGGCCCAGCAGGACACUACUUACCUCUUUGACUUCAUCUUACUGGACCCACCGUGGCCGAACCGCUCGGUCAGACGUACGCACCAGACCAAAGGCUCAACGUACAACGUGCUUACUACCGUGGAGACCAUCCAGGAUUUGCUGCUUGGCAUGGAUCUGGACAUGCUCAUGCAGCAAGACUGCCGAGUCGGCAUCUGGAUUACUAACAAGCGUGCCGUACGCGACCUUGUUCUCGGUGACGGCGGCUUGUUCGCGGCAUGGGGUCUGAAGCUUGAGGAGGAGUGGAUUUGGUUGAAGACAACGGUUGAUGGUCAGCCUGUGUCGGAUCUAAACGCACUUUGGCGCAAACCGUACGAAGUCUUUUUGCUUGGGCGGAGAAGCCUCGACUACGACGUCGGAACCAGCGAUACAGAGUUAAAGCGUAGGGUAGUGGUCGGCGUGCCAGACCUGCACUCUCGCAAGCCUUCCCUGAAAGCUCUCAUUGAAUCGCUUCUCCUGGUCAGUCGCAGUCAGCGUGUCCUAGAGGUUUUUGCAAGGCACCUGGUCGCUGGCUGGUGCAGCUGGGGAGACGAGUGCAUAAAGUUCAAUUGGGACGGAUAUUGGCUGAAGACAUAAUUUGAUAGACUGCCCAAUGCGAAGGACUUUACAGUCUGCGCUCUAAGCACACGACCUUACCAGAUGGCCGGUCCACUCCGGUUCAAUGCAGACAACGCCUGCUCAAUCGUAAUUACAUUUACGAACUUCGGGAGGAUGCCCGCCAAGAUGUUCGUGUUGAUGUCCGGUGUGUUCGGAGGCGACUCGAUCGUGUUGUUGGCGAUCACAUAUCUAUGAAAUAACAGUCAGCUCACCUGGGGCUCUAGCUUACAGAGUAUGAAGACUCACAUCUUGUAGUCCAGAUUGUACAGCUGGUACGCGGUGGCCAAGAUCACACCAGAUGUCCGUAUACCAGACAAGAUCACAGUAUCGAUCUGCUGCGCGCGCAAGAUCUCCUCCAACGAAUUGCCUGCACCGGCAUAGAGUCUUGUCUUCUGUAGCACCACAUCUCCCGCCGUCUCGUUGACGAAGAACCGUGGGUAGAUCAUAGUGCUGUUGUCGGUGAUGA
Molecule: messenger RNA, 1780 nt
Organism: Baudoinia panamericana UAMH 10762
Lineage: Eukaryota; Fungi; Ascomycota; Dothideomycetes; Mycosphaerellales; Teratosphaeriaceae
Exons: 1
Coding region: 7-1293 (428 amino acids)
Cellular component (GO): RNA N6-methyladenosine methyltransferase complex; nucleus
Molecular function (GO): methyltransferase activity
Source: RefSeq, a predicted model, not a curated record